Zea mays is the source of this 770-nucleotide messenger RNA. RefSeq names its product zinc finger protein 4. Bases 74 to 499 code for a protein of 141 amino acids. The record is from RefSeq and is a predicted model, not a curated record. NCBI's taxonomy places the organism in Eukaryota, Viridiplantae, Streptophyta, Magnoliopsida, Poales, Poaceae. Gene Ontology annotation, biological process: negative regulation of abscisic acid-activated signaling pathway. The transcript has a single exon.
AAGUCGCUCAUCACCUUCGUUUGGGGAGCCUGCAGCUGCAGCUUUGCCUGCUGUGCUGCCCCCUGCUGCCGCCAUGGAUCCCAAUAAGGGCGAGACUGCCGGCGGCGGCGGCGGCGGCGAGGGCGACCUCGACCUCAACCUCUCCCUGCAGCCGAUGUUGGCGCCCGAGCCGGAGCCGCCGGGUUACUUCUCCUGCACCUACUGCGACAAGAAAUUCUACUCCUCGCAGGCACUCGGCGGCCACCAGAAUGCCCACAAGUUCGAGCGCAGCGUGGCCAAGCGCGCGCGAGAGCUGGCUGCCGCUGGCCGCGCGGGCCACGGCGGCGAGCGCGCCAGUGGGGCCGAGGAGGAGGCGAGGUCCGUGAUUGGGAAGGAAAUGGGCAUUGCGAGGUCGGUCUCGGCACCGAGCUCCUCGUCGUCGCACCAGAUCAGGGCGCCGCCGGAGGCGAGCAGGAAUAAUAAUCUCGCCGACGAUAUCGACCUCUCCUUGAAGCUAUGAUUGGCUGCGGGUGGUUGCUGCUCAUCGGACUCGAGGUUCUUGUUGUCGCUGCCUAGGACACACACGAGCAAUCACUGGAUCCUUUGAGUUCUUGUUAUAUAUAUAUUAUUUUUCGCGUGCUCUGAUUAAUCCUCUGUGCGUGCUGGUUAAUUUCCUGGACAGUGCAUCGACUGAAAGCAGGUUACUACUGGUGAGAUUUCUCUUGGGAACCAAUUCAUCUUCUCGGUUUUCCCCACUUGUGUUGCAACAUUUCACUUGGGUAUGUGAUAGU